This is a messenger RNA of Rhea pennata, 2489 nucleotides long. It is a transcript of the gene ACADVL, whose product is annotated as acyl-CoA dehydrogenase very long chain. Gene Ontology annotation, molecular function: fatty-acyl-CoA binding; flavin adenine dinucleotide binding; very-long-chain fatty acyl-CoA dehydrogenase activity. Lineage: Eukaryota; Metazoa; Chordata; Aves; Rheiformes; Rheidae. Bases 164 to 1900 code for a protein of 578 amino acids. The transcript has 19 exons. The record is from RefSeq and is a predicted model, not a curated record.
GUGCGGGGGGGGCCCGGUCCUGCCGCCGCCGGGUCGCCGGCUCCAGAGCACGCAUGAAGCCGAGGCCGUGCCGCACAAAGCGGGAGUCCGAGCGGCGACGGAAGCGCCUGCCGCCGCCAAGAGCCCGUCCAUCCCGGAGGAGUCCAAGUCCUUCGCUGUGGGCAUGUUCCUGGGGCGCCUCAGUGCCGAGCAGGUCUUCCCGUAUCCCUCAGUGCUGAGCGAAGAGCAGACCCAGACGCUGCGGGAGCUCGUGGGGCCUGUCACCCGCUUCUUCGAGGAGGUGAACGAUCCAGCGCAGAACGACGCACUGGAGCGCGUGGAGGACGGCACCAUGCAGGGCCUCAAAGAGCUGGGGGCCUUCGGGCUGCAGAUCCCUGCCGAGCUGGGGGGGCUGGGGCUCACCAACACCCAGUACGCCCGUCUGGUGGAGAUCGUGGGGCUGCACGACCUGGGUGUGGGCAUCACGCUGGGCGCCCACCAGUCCAUCGGCUUCAAGGGGCUGCUGCUCUAUGGCACCCCUGCUCAGAAGAAGAAGUACCUGCCCCGCUUGGCCACCGGCGAGACCGUGGCCGCCUUCUGCCUGACGGAGCCAGCGAGCGGCUCAGACGCGGCCUCCAUCCGCACACGGGCCCAGCUCAGCCCCUGCGGCACCUACUACACCCUGGAUGGCAGCAAGAUCUGGAUCAGCAACGGGGGUCUGGCAGAGAUCUUCACUGUGUUCGCCAAGACGCCACUGCGCGACGAGGCGACAGGCGAGGUGAAGGACAAGAUCACGGCAUUCGUCGUGGAGCGGGCCUUCGGCGGCGUCACCCACGGUCCCCCUGAGAAGAAGAUGGGGAUCCGGGCGUCGAACACGGCCGAGGUGCACUUCGAGGGCGUCCGGGUGCCCGUGGAGAAUGUCCUGGGGGCGCCUGGCGCCGGCUUCAAGGUGGCCAUGAACAUCCUCAACAACGGGCGCUUCGGCAUGGCCGCAGCACUGGCCGGCACCAUGCGGGGCCUCCUGGCCAAAGCUGUGGACCACGCUGCCAACCGCACCCAGUUUGGGGACAAGAUCCACAAUUUUGGGGCUAUCCAGGAAAAGCUGGCGCGCAUGGCCCUGCUGCAAUAUGUGACUGAGUCCAUGGCCUAUGCCAUUAGCGCCAACAUGGACCGGGGCGCCCCCGACUUCCAGAUCGAGGCCGCCAUCAGCAAGAUCUUCGGCUCCGAGGCGGCCUGGACCGUGGCGGAUGAGUGCAUCCAGCUCAUGGGGGGGAUGGGCUUCAUGAAGGAGGCGGGGGUCGAGCGUGUCAUGCGGGACCUGCGCAUCUUCCGCAUCUUCGAGGGCACCAACGACAUCCUGCGGCUCUUCGUGGCCCUCAACGGCUUCCAGCUCCUCGGCAUCCAGCUCCGUAGGCUGCAGAAGGCCCUGAAGCAGCCGCUGGGCAACGCGGGUCUCCUGGCGGGCGAAGCUGCCCGGCGCCUCCGCAGGAAAGCGGGGCUGGGCUCGGGGCUCUCCCUGCGUGAGCACGUGCACCCUGACCUGCAGGACAGUGCCCACAAGACCGUUCAGUGCUUGGACCUCUUUGCGGAGACAGCUGACACGCUGCUGCUCAAGCAUGGGAAGAAGAUCGUGGAUGAGCAGUUUGUGCUGAAGCGAGUGGCUGACGCUGCCAUCGACAUCUACGCCAUGGCUGUGGUGCUCUCCAGGGCCUCACGGGCGCUGAGCCAGGGGCUCCCCACGGCGCAGCACGAGCGACUCCUCUGUGACACCUGGUGCCAGGAGGCCCACGAGCGGGUCUCGGCCACCCUGCGCGCGCUGACGGCCGACAGCUCCCGCCAGACCUUCCGCAACCUGCGGGCCAUCUCGCGGGCCGUGGUGGAGAGCGGCGGCGUCGUGGCCCCCAACCCCCUGGGCUUCUGACCCCAGCCCCUGCGUGUGCCCCCCAGCCUCUGCUGGGGGCCCUGGGGCUGCUCCUGCGCUUCACAGUGAUGCCUUAAGCCCCCCCUGCUCCAGGCUGGGGUGACUGUUUUCAGGUCUCCCCCCAUUUUUUUUGGGGGGGGGGGGGAACUUGUGCUGCUGCCCCUCACCUUUGGCAGUGUGCAGGGCCCCUUCUACACUCCGUGGGGCAAAGGUGAAGCCUCCUGCUACACAUUUGCAGUAGUUUAGAGUCCCUGGUGCCUAAGAAAGGCUGUUUUGAGGCUCCCUUCCUGUCCCUGUGGCAGUUUUCAGGCUCCACCCUCUCCCAGUGGUGGUCUCAAGGCUCCCCUCCCGGUGGUGGUUUUGAGGCUCCUCCCCAUCCCCAGGGUGACCUCGAGGCUUCCCCUAUCUAAGUAGUGGUUUCGGGGUUCCCCCCUCCCAGCAGCAGUUUUGAGGCCCCCCUCAUCCAGGUGGCGGUUUCAAGGCCCCGAGGGGCCUCCCUGCUGCCCCCGGCAGCGGCUCCCCCGGCCCCGCUGCAGUUCCUGCCUGAUUAAUUACCGCAGCUUAAUAAACGGCGACUGUGGGAACGCUG